This is a messenger RNA of Suillus subaureus, 313 nucleotides long. RefSeq lists its product as uncharacterized. The coding region runs from base 66 to 269 and encodes 67 amino acids. The transcript is spliced from 2 exons. The record is from RefSeq and is a predicted model, not a curated record. Lineage: Eukaryota; Fungi; Basidiomycota; Agaricomycetes; Boletales; Suillaceae.
AAUUCCACAGCAGAUACAUACGAUACUAUUUGUCAUAGCAUCCAAUAUGGUCACCAAUCACAUGUAUGCAUCAGGAAAUCGCCGAGACCUUGUUGUUGAAUGGCUACUUUCUAUCAUCUGGCUCUAAUAUCUUUGACUAUUGGUAUGGUUCUGCCACCACAGACCCCUUGGGCGACAUUUUGACCAGAGGUUAUCAUGUCACACCUUUGUUUGCAUUCACUUGCGCUUUUCUCACAUAUUGGCAAUGGUAUUGGAGGACUUGGCUGUGACAUGCCAUAUAGUUAUUGAAUGAGUGUGUUCUAUCACUUGGCUG